This is a messenger RNA of Mandrillus leucophaeus (drill), 528 nucleotides long. RefSeq names its product olfactory receptor 4C13. The annotation marks the transcript as partial. Gene Ontology annotation, biological process: G protein-coupled receptor signaling pathway. The record is from RefSeq and is a predicted model, not a curated record. Gene Ontology annotation, molecular function: G protein-coupled receptor activity. NCBI's taxonomy places the organism in Eukaryota, Metazoa, Chordata, Mammalia, Primates, Cercopithecidae. Gene Ontology annotation, cellular component: membrane. The transcript has a single exon.
AUAUAAUUAACCAUCAUUUGAAAUAUAUGGCGAAUAGAAACAAUGUGACAGAGUUUAUUCUACUGGGGCUUACAGAGAACCCAAAAAUGCAGAAAAUCAUAUUUGUUGUGUUUUCUGUCAUCUACAUCACCACCAUGACAGGAAAUGUGCUCACUGUGGUCACCAUAAUUGCCAGCCCAUCAUUGAGGUCCCCCAUGUACUUUUUCCUGGCCUAUCUCUCCUUUAUCGAUGUCUGCUAUUCCUCUGUCAAUGCCCCUAAGCUGAUUACAGAUUCACUCUAUGAAAAGAAAACUAUCUCAUUCAAUGGAUGUAUGAUUCAAGUCUUUGGAGACCAUUUUUUCGGAGGUGUUGAGGUCAUCCUACUUACUGUAAUGGCCUAUGAUCGCUAUGUGGCCAUUUGCAAGCCCUUGCACUAUAGCACCAUCAUGAAGCAGUGUGUGUGUAGCCUGCUAGUGGGAGUGUCAUGGGUAGGAGGCUUUCUUCAUGCAACCAUACAGAUCCUCUUCAUCUUCCAAUUACCUUUCUGUG